CAAACCCAACGUCAACCGAGAGCCAAAUUCCUUUAGCACUGCAGCUUCACCAAAAUCAAGCUAAACGGUGGUUAUUCGGAGGACAGAGGAGGCAAUUAUCUUUCAUUAAGAGGAAAGCACAGUUCAACCUGUUGAAUUCCAGUGGUGUGGUGAAAAAGUGCAAGUGUCUGACGCCAUCAGUUUCAGAGAAUUGAAACCAGUUCAAGGAAUAAGCCAGGCUUUGAAUGGUAUGGGGAAGUACUCGCUUGAGGAGCAGUGCCGGGGAAAGGCCGACCAGAAGCAAAACUCAGCUGCUUUCACCACGAGCACACUCAGGUGUUUGUUUUCGCAGCACAGGGAAGCUGAGGCUAAAGGCUGAAUUCCACUUGCUUUAUUUAGUGUGAUUUUGCAAACAAACCAUAGCCUUAUGAAGUCAGGGCAUCUGAAGACUCAACCCAGGAUUAAAGGAAUAGUCUGAGAAACUUUAGAGGUUCAGCUCUAGCUCCACCAUCAAUAGGAACAAAGCGCUAUGGCCAUGUCGUAUGAAAGUAAAAGGCUGCAAUGGCAGCUGUGGUGAAGCUGUGGUGAAGAGGUGCCACAGCACCGGGGUGAAAGGUGCGUGCACGGGGCUGGGCAGCACCCAGGAGGACAUUUCCACCGUGCUGGCUUUACUUCAUGCCAUUCAGUAUCAAAGGUUUGGUGGAAUGUCGUUGGAGCUGUUUCAUGUACUCUGUGUCUGAUUAUAGCACCCAAACCAACAUGCACAGAAACACCACGGGUAGAGGAGUCACAGCAGCCCAGCUGCGCUGUGCGAGGGGUGCGAGACCCCCCAGGUAACGCUCUGCCCCAAUAAUCCCCCCUGGGAAGGCUGCUUUUCAAGCCAAUAAUACCAAUUACCUUAUUCAGAGUUGCCUGUGGGCUGCAUAUCUUGUUUCAACAACACUCCCCGUGAUACUACUCAGGGAAUAAUCAAACGCCACAAUGUCAACAUUUUGGCUCAUGUUGUGAAACAUAACCCUCAGGCCAGGGUCAGUAUGGGCAGCGUAGCGUGGAAGUGAAAAGGGCCUUGGGGAGCAUUGGAGAUACUGCUGAAAAAUACAACAUUUCCUAUUUGAAAGCCUUUCAAAUCCCUCUGCAGACCCUCUGCCACAGGGUCUGAUCACGUCCAGCCCUUAAUAAAUCUGUCACUUUGGUGCCCCAGGAGCAGAGAUAUGAACUGAGAUGCAGAAAGCCUGGGAACAGAUUUUUAGAAUGUAUGUAGGUCCCUAAAGAGGCAAAGUGUCCCACAGCUGGGAUGUCGAACUUCGGAUGGCACUUUGAAUAAAUGGAAAGCUCCAUUGCCUUUGAUUACGCUCCAAAGCUGCACACAGCAGGAAUGAUGUGAUAACAACCCAGUCAUUGCCCCAUCCUGUCUUCAUCUGUUCUACCCCUGACAGCAGAACUAGAAUGAAUGGGGACUCAGUCAAGGCAGGUGCGCUGAGCCACGUCCUUAGCAGCUGAUUGACAGCAAUAUUCUCAGCUUCCUGCUCUCAUCAUGGCUAAGUCAAUAUUUAACUUUAAGGCCUUGGUAUACUAAACAGGAGGAGAUCGGUUCUUGUCUCAUGAGUCACCUCUCAAAUUUACCAGGGGGAUCAUCCUUUCUAAAGCUAUUUCUCUUUGGGAAAGCUUGAAAAGAGAUGUUGACACAACGGAGCUUUGUUGUAGCCAUGCAACGAAAGCGUCCAUCCAUCCCCCACCACCAUGUGCUGACCCUGCUGCCUCCCGCUUCGUUGCUUUUGGUAAUCAAACUGAUAGCCUUGCUUGUUUUAAAAUGCAUCCCAGCAAACAGCUACAGCAGGAUCUAUUUAUCUCCUUCUCGUUCUGUGUAAGCACAAACAGCAGGAUUUCAACACUGUUUCAAAGGUCUUCCCACGCAAGCCAUCUGUAUUAACAACAAACCGCUCCUCAUUAUCUUGACUUUUCUAGAUAAUGACAACUAGAAGCGCCUUGCCACAAAGCCCGUGCUCAUUCGCAGGCAGAUGUCACGCCGAUGACAGCUAAAUCUGGGAGCUGGCACUUGGCCGCUCCCCACGGCAGCAGCCCCAUCAACACAUUGCUGCAGACCGAGGCUCACGUUCCACCUCAUUACUCGCUCGUUAUUUUUGUCGGCGUCGAAAGGUGCCCUGUUUGAAGACUAUAAAAGAUUGCUGAUUUCUUAACAAGUCCUUUGAGGAAAACCUCGCUCAAGGAACAAAUGAAAAGCUCCAGAUUCUGGAGAUAGAAUGAAGCAGAGUCGAGGGGCAGCUCUGAAAGUAUUAGGGGCCCUGAUAAAACAGACUUGUGUCUGAGCUCUGGCAUCACGCUGGCGCAGCAGCGUCGCUGUAGCGACGGGAGGUACAACGCAGCAGAACCACAGCGGCUGGAGCGCAGUGCUGGGCAGUGACCGUACACUCGCUGCUUCAGAGGAUUUCAAAUGUCCACGUGUACCUUCUUUCUCCUCAGACUGAGAUAAUAAGAGCUGAGAAACACGAUUACAAGAUAUUGUUGGAAGAAAAAGGUGACAAAGGUGGUCAGCAUCCAUAUGAGGAGAGCAUAAGUUAGGACUCAUCUCCUUAAAACUUACAGCAGAAGGUUGAUAUGACAAAGAUGAACUAAAUUAUCAACAUUAAGCAGAAUAGAUGAUAAUUACUCAUUACUUCUCACAAUACAGAAUUCAGGAAAGCACUCAGGUGGUCAUGCAAUUGCUCAAAAGCCAUGAAAGAAAAGGGUUCCUUCCCUUUGGCAGCUCACCUUAUACCAAAACGUACUCAGUCAUGCCGGCCCAGUACCUGUUUACUGCUGCUGAUGCGCUGACUCCUCAACUAAUAAAAUGCAGCUGGAAAACAUCUGGCUCACAAACUGUUAUUGCAGCCUCAGAGCUUCACUACUUUCAAACCUCCGUUCCUCCUUCUGACACCACAAAAAAUAUCACCCAGUUCUCACAUUGCUGGGAAGGGUUUAUCCUGAAAGCCGAAACUGCAAACCCAUCUGAAAUAAAUGGAAAACCAGCCAUUUCUGUUCUUUCACCCCACCCCAGGCUCCUCGAUCCCGCCACGGGCAGCGGGAGAUGUAAACUCAGCUGCUACUGCAGCAGCAAGACUCGGUUUGCCUGUAAUGAGGAAAGUCUAAUAGUCGCACCCAACCAAAACAUGAGAGCCGCUGUUAGCUCCCGAUCUAAUUAUACCCUGACAUAAUUUGGCUGGAGUUGGCAUUCACUAAAGAGACGUCAAAGUAAAUGAUUUCGCUCUAUUAUGCAGCGCUGGCCACGUUAAUCCAGGGGAAAUUCCUGGAGGAGAUGAAAACAUUCGUAAUUCAUUUUAGAUACUUUGUGAGCUCCUCAACAAGCAGAGGCUAAUCCAACACUCCGAUGCCUGAAUUUUGGAGGCACCUGUCUUUCCUUAUAUCAAAAGCAGUAAUUUGCCCCAUCUGAAAAGGAGUCUGUGAUCAGUUGCCAUCGCAGCAAAGAGCUCCCAGCGCGUCACCCCCGCCGGGUCUCCCCAUUGUCCCCGCGAUGGCACGGGGACGCUAUAUUUAAGACUCCAGGAUGGGCACUCAAACAUGGGGAACAUUCUUUUGGGGAGAGUCACUCUUAGUGUCAUCACCAGGGGGAAGGAAACGCUCCUUUGUCCUUUCUCUUUCACGAGGACAGGCUCCCACUGUAGGCUCCACAGGCAAGAAAGUUCAUUUUUGACUUCCCAGCAUGGGAACCCGAACCUUGUUCCACCUCCGAGAGGAGGAGCAGAAGGAGGAGAGGCAGCAGAGCUUGCAGAUGAGCUCCACAACUAGGAAGAAGAAGUUCAAAACCAGUGAGGAAGAAGAGACCUUCAGCCCUUCUGAGUUAUCGAUAGCAGCUGCCCUUGCCUUGACCUCCGAAAUAUCACAGGAUUACAAGCUAAGAAGAGAAGCUGCCAUCCUGGAGCUGGAACAGAGGGGGCAAAAGAGAGUUCGGUUUGGGAACGAGAUGGAGAAGCUGGAAAAGGAGGUUAUUAGGAACUGCAGGCUGCUGCGCGCCAGAGCUGACCGCAAGGCCCUUCGCAGAAAGGCUGUGGAGAAGGCACGUGUGGAGAAGGAAUACAUGGAGCUGCGGUCGGGGCGAGCGCCUAUGUUCUGGAUCCCGCUCAGAGUGCACGCGGUCUGGGAGCGGAUGGAAGUGACCCUGGCAUGUACGGUCCUGGCGUCCCCACCGCCGCACGUUACCUGGUAUAAAAACGGAGUCCGUAUUGACCCUCGCCUAGCACCGGCAGGAAAAUACAGGAUAAAAAACAAGUUUGGGAUGCUGACCCUGCACAUCAGCAGAUGCUCCAUGGAAGAUUCUGCUGAAUACAGUGUGGAAGUGAAGAAUCAAUACGGCGAGGCUUACUCAUUUGCUACAGUGCUUGUCAGGAAAUAUUAUGGGAAGGAGUCAGGAUUUGAUUCAGAAAUAUACAGAAGAUCCCUUAAGGCCAGAGAGGCAGAUUUUGCUUUUCCACUGAAGCCCUUAUUUUCAAGAGAAAAGGAGCCUUUCACCCUCUCCUGUUACUUCUCUUCUGAUUUACUUGAACAUCAACGAGACAUUACCUGGUUCAGAGAUGGUGAGUUGCUGCAGAGCUCUGAAUGUCGGGAACUGAAGUACCAAGACCAGGAGGCUUCUCUGACGGUGUCAUGCGCUUACAAAGAAGAUGAGGGAUUCUACACCAUCCGCGUCCCCUCGCUGGAUGGAUAUAAAGAGCAGACCACUUACGUGUUCAUUAGAGAUGCCGCAGCAGAAACAGCUGGUGCACCUGGAGCCCCACUCAACGUGAAAUGCCACGAUGUAAAUAAAGACUGUUUGAUGCUGUCUUGGGUAGCACCCAGUGACAACGGAGGCAGUCCCAUCCUGGGAUACUACAUUGAAAGGUGUGUUGCUGGGUCCGAGGAUUGGGUCCCAUGCAAUGAGAAGCCCGUAAAAACCUGCAGAUACCCCGUCGUGGGCCUUGCUGAAGGACAGACGUACCAGUUCCGAGUAAAAGCUGUCAAUAAAAACGGCAUCAGUCACCCUUCAAAAACCAGUGAUCCCGUUACAACGUACGAUCCCAGCAAGGACAAGAGAGUGACAGUUAUUCCAUACGACAAAGGCAGGACGAUAGAAAUUUUCAAGGAUGACCUGGAAGGACAUAUCAAAAUUCCCUUGCCACCCACCAAUGUUCAUGCAAGUGAGGUCAGAGAAGAUUACGUGGCUUUGGCCUGGGAUGAACCAGAUCCAAGAGGCAGAGAGCCACUGCAUUAUUAUGUGGAAAAGAUGAUUGUAGGCAGCAACUCCUGGCAAAUGGUUAAUCUGGAUACGCCAGCUAAUUCCCCAAGAUUUGCACUCUUUGAUCUCGUUAAAGGAAAAUCGUACUGUUUCCGUGUGCGAUCUGUUAACAAGUAUGGAAUCAGUGAGCCAUCCCUGCCCAGCGAGCCCAUAACUGCUGGAGCAACACUGGCUACUCUGCCUCCACCAUCUCAGGUUUUAGCUUUCAGAGACACCAAGACAUCUGUUGUUUUGCAAUGGGAUAAGUUAAAGGAUGGUCUGGAGCCUCUCGGCUAUUACAUCUAUUGUCGGGAGACAGGGACAGAAGAAUGGGAAACUGUCAAUAACAAGCCUGUGACAUGUAACGAAUUUACUGUUCCUGGGCUGCAGCCUGGAAAAGAAUACGUGUUUUGUGUGAAAUCUGUCAGUGAGGCGGGACUAAGUGAGAGCUCACCAGAAACAGACCCUAUCGUUGUCAGGCCAGCUGUUGCGUGUCCAUCGGCACCGCACGGGUUUGUUCUUCUCAGCUGCGGGAAGACCGACAUGACCAUCGGCUGGAAACCCCCGAAGCGCAAGGGAGGAGCAAAGAUUCUGGGUUAUUUCCUCGAUCAGCACGACCCGUCUGAACCAGACUGGCAUGAAGUCAAUAUUCAGCCAAUUCCUCAACGCGUUUACACGGUCAGCAACCUGGAAGAAGGUCACCUGUACGAAUUCCGGGCCUGUGCCAUGAACAUGGCUGGUGUCGGGGAAGUAUCUGAACCCAGUGACUUGUUCAAAUGUGAGGAAUGGACAAUGCCAGAACCAGGCCCCCCUUACGACGUGAGGUGCAGUGAAGUGAGAGACUCGUCCCUGCAGCUGCGUUGGGAAGCACCACAGUACACGGGAGCCGGUCCCGUUACAGGGUAUUACGUGGAAAUGUGUGAAGAAGGCUCAGAAGAAUGGAAACAAAUAACCCAGAGGCCCAUAGCCACCACCCACAUGAAGGUUUCAGGUCUGGAGACAGGGAAAUGCUACAUUUUCCGAGUAAAAGCGCUGAACAAGGCUGGAACUGGACCUCCCUCGCUGCCCUCAGACCCCGUGGUGGCUAAAACCAAACCCGGCACAAAUGAAAUUGAACUUGGGGUCGAUGAAGAGGGUUUCAUUUAUAUGGCUUUUGAAGCUCCUGAAAAGAACGAUUCCUCUGAAUUUAUCUGGUCCAAGGACUACGAAGGACCACCAGACGCUGACAGAGUUCAGAUUGAAGAGAAAGGCAAUAAAUCUAAGCUUAUACUGAAAGACCCAUCGGAAAAGGAUCUGGGUGUAUAUUCGGUGGAGGUCACAGAUGUAGAUGACGACAUCUCUGCCAGCUGCACUUUAACAAAAGAAGAUCUGGACAAGUUAUUGAAACGUAGCCACGAAAUCAGGAACCCAUUGAUCAAGCUGAUAUCUGGCUGGAACAUCGAUGUUCUAGAGAAAGGAGAAGUGCGGCUGUGGCUGGAGGUUGAGAAGCUGUCACCGAACGCAGAGCUGCAUUUAAUCUUCAACGACAAGGAGCUGACAAGUACUCCAACACAUAAAAUAAACUUCGUCAAAGGAAAAGGUCUCGUGGAACUGAUAAUCCAGAAUUUCUGCGAUGACGAUAAAGGGACAUACACAGCCCAGCUGCAAGACGGAAAAGCUAAAAAUCAAUUCACCCUCAUUCUUGCGGAUGAAUGUUUUGCUAAAGUUGCAGAGGAGGCUGCUGCAAAACGGAGAGAAUGGAAGAAAAAGCAGGGUCCACAUUUCAUAGAGAAUUUGAAAUGGAAGGUUACUGAGAACUGUGAAGUGCUCCUUACCUGCAAGGCAACAAACCUGAGAAAGGACACCAGCUUCCAAUGGUUCUUCAAUAAGAAAGCCCGAGCAGGUGGUGUGUUUGAUCCACAGACUGGGAUAGGAACGCUUUGUAUUAAAAAGAUAACCAAAGCAGAUGAGGGCCAAUACAAAGCAGUUGUUUCAGAUGACCGAGGCGAGGACUACACCCAACUUGAUCUCACAAAGGGAGCCUUUGAAGACCUCCUGAAGGAGCUGUGUCGGCUCAGUGCUCUUUCUGCUACACCUCUGAAAAUUCAGCCUACUGAAGAAGGCAUCAAGAUCUACACGGAUGUGAAGUACUACUCAGACUACAUGAAAACAACCUGGUAUCACAAGGAGAAAAAACUGGAAAGCCGUGACCGACUAAAAGCUGGAAGCACAAUGAAUCAGAUCUGGCUUCACAUCCUGAACCCAACAGAUGCAGAUAAGGGAAAAUACACCCUGGAGUUAUUUGAUGGGAACAAGUCUUACAAACUGUCAACUGACUUGUCUGGACAAGCCUUUGAAGACGCCCUGGCUGAGCACAGAAGGCUAAAGGAAGCAGCAGUAGCAGAAAAGUGUCGUGCCAGGGUUGUCCAAGGUCUGCCAGAUGUUGCCACCAUCAUGGAGGACAAGACCCUGUGUUUAACUUGCUGUGUCUCUGGAGAACCUUACCCAGAAAUCACUUGGUUCAAAAACGAGAAAGUUAUCGUCUUUAAAGAUCGCUACAAAAUGGAUGUGAAGGGGACAGUUGUCACAAUUACCAUAGAGAAAGUCUGCAACGAAGACACAGGAAAAUACAGCAUCUAUGUCAAGAAUAAGUACGGUUCUGAAACAGGGCAGGUCACUAUCAGUGUCUAUAAGCACGGAGAGAUACCAACAGGAAUGGAAGAGUAAGUCCCAGGUGGGAUGACAAAGAAAAAGCCUAAAUGAAUUGGUCAAGUAUGUCUCAUUGAAUUUAAAAGGAAUUUCACUCCUUCGGAUUCCUUUCUAUGUCUCUGCCCUAAAAUCCAGGCUCAUGUCUCCAUUUUUUUCUGGUAAUAUUUUAGUAUUUUUAUUUUGGUAGUUGUUAGAAAACAAUUCCCACGUGUGUGCACAGGUGCGUGGGUACACAUGCACCUUCACCUUACAGAGAAACUCUUUCCUAGUAAACCUGUGCGGGAAACGCCAGAGGAUUCACACACGAGAACCAGGAUUCCAGUGGAGUUUUUCUGUAGUAAAUCACUAUGUAUUACUGAUUAUCUAGUAGCUGACAUAUACGCUUGUGUGUGUAUUAUUAAACUUAAACCCUUGAUGACUCCUCA
Molecule: messenger RNA, 8358 nt
Organism: Columba livia (rock pigeon)
Lineage: Eukaryota; Metazoa; Chordata; Aves; Columbiformes; Columbidae
Gene: MYOM3
Product: myomesin 3
Exons: 38
Coding region: 3698-7951 (1417 amino acids)
Molecular function (GO): protein binding
Source: RefSeq, a predicted model, not a curated record